Messenger RNA from Lagopus leucura (white-tailed ptarmigan), 1637 nucleotides. It is a transcript of the gene SLC25A4, whose product is annotated as solute carrier family 25 member 4. Gene Ontology annotation, biological process: mitochondrial ADP transmembrane transport; mitochondrial ATP transmembrane transport. Gene Ontology annotation, cellular component: mitochondrial inner membrane. Lineage: Eukaryota; Metazoa; Chordata; Aves; Galliformes; Phasianidae. Gene Ontology annotation, molecular function: ATP:ADP antiporter activity. The record is from RefSeq and is a predicted model, not a curated record. Bases 71 to 967 code for a protein of 298 amino acids. The transcript has 4 exons.
GGCUGCUGGGUGGGGAGGUGUGUGGCUCGUUGGCUCUCUUCGGGUAGGGGGUGUUGGACCGGUUCCCAGCAUGGGUGACCAAGCGCUCAGCUUUCUCAAGGACUUUUUGGCCGGCGGAGUCGCCGCCGCCAUCUCCAAGACGGCCGUCGCCCCCAUCGAGAGAGUGAAGUUGCUGCUGCAGGUCCAGCACGCCAGCAAACAGAUCACAGCGGAGAAACAGUACAAGGGCAUCAUCGACUGCGUCAUCCGCAUCCCCAAGGAGCAAGGCAUCAUCUCCUUCUGGAGGGGCAAUCUAGCCAACGUCAUCCGCUACUUCCCCACCCAGGCCCUCAACUUCGCCUUCAAGGACAAGUACAAGCAGAUCUUCCUGGGGGGAGUGGACAGGCACAAGCAGUUCUGGCGCUACUUCGCGGGCAACCUGGCAUCUGGUGGCGCGGCCGGAGCCACCUCGCUCUGCUUCGUCUACCCGCUGGAUUUUGCCAGGACCCGGCUGGCGGCUGAUGUGGGCAAAGGAGCAGCCGAGAGGGAGUUCACGGGGCUGGGCGACUGCAUUGUCAAGAUCUUCAAGUCCGAUGGCUUGAGGGGCCUGUACCAGGGAUUCAAUGUGUCUGUCCAGGGCAUCAUCAUCUACAGAGCAGCCUAUUUUGGGGUUUAUGACACAGCCAAGGGUAUGUUGCCUGAUCCAAAGAACGUGCACAUCAUAGUGAGCUGGAUGAUUGCCCAGAGUGUCACUGCAGCAGCAGGGUUGGUUUCGUACCCUUUUGAUACUGUGCGACGUAGGAUGAUGAUGCAGUCUGGACGAAAGGGAGCUGAUAUUAUGUACAAGGGCACAAUUGAUUGCUGGAAGAAGAUAGCAAAAGAUGAAGGAUCCAAAGCGUUCUUCAAAGGUGCCUGGUCAAAUGUGUUGAGAGGCAUGGGUGGAGCUUUUGUACUAGUACUUUAUGAUGAAAUCAAGAAGUAUGUCUAAAACUUAACAUCCUAAUGUAGUUCAGUUGUUCUCAAUUAACUUUUUAAAAUAACUAUUGUGAUGUAAUGGACAACAAAAUAUUUCCUAGGGAAACAGAAUAAGACUUGAGUAACAUCCAGUUGAGAGAGGGAUGCAUUUAUUUAAAAUCUGUUCACUACAGCACAGUUGCACUUUGUAUGGAAAUUCCUCCAACAUUUAUAUUGGAAGCUAUGUAUAUAUUACACCCUUUCAAAUUUCAGGUAAAGCAUUUUGACUAGAGAUGAGAUGUAGGUGGUAUACACCUAGUUUAAAAUCUAAUGUAAACUCAAAGUGAGAAAUACCUUUUAUACUAAGUAAAGUCUCUAGCUACCCAUCACCAUGAUGAUACAACAUGAUUUUAUAAGCCAUGUCAUCUUCUUUGAAGUUCUUAUUUUUUUAAUCUGAUAUGUAAGCAUAAAUAUCUGCAAACUAUAUAACACAACAAUGGGCUGCAAGUUCCUAAUUGCUGCCUUUUCACUGACAAGUUAGGCAGUUGUGGUCAAAACCAGACCAUAAUGACUGUUUUCAAUUGUACUUUGUAGAAGGUGGAAAUAUUGUUAAAAAUGCCCUAUUCUCACAAAGCAAGAAGUUGUCUGCUCUGAUGUUCAAUUGAACUAAAACUGAACUCAUGAAAUAAAUUAAUAUAUAUGAA